GGCAAAGAGGUGAAGAGCAGCCUGUGCUGUCCCCCCACCAUCCUCCUCCCUCCAUCCUCCUUCCAAUCGGGGCCUUGACAACUGCGACUUUCUGGACCUCCUACCAAUCCUCUGGCUCAUUCCUUUCUUUCCUCCUUCUUCUUUUUGACUGUUCUUCUUUUGAAAAGCGAAACCCCCCGGUUACUAGGAAAAAGACGACAAGCAGCCUCCCCUGGGGACUUUGAGGACCGUUCAGAUCAGGCGAUCACCUAGAAGGAUGUUCAAGUGCUGGUCAGCUGUUCUGUUUGUCGGAUGCAUUUUUCUGGGAGCUGAAGGGAGGCCAACCAAGGAAGGAUAUGGAUUUAAAUCCUAUCAACCGCUAGUAAGAUUGCGGCACAAGCAGGAAAAAAGUCAAGAAAGUUCAAGAAACAAAGGAUACCUGGGUCAGGAUGGUCCUCUUGCAUCUUGUGAAAAUAAAUAUUGUGGAUUGGGAAGGCUCUGUGCCAUAAACAGAGAGACGGGGCAAGCCGAGUGUGUGUGCAUGGAACACUGCAAGCCACACUACAAGCCCGUGUGUGGCUCGGAUGGAGAAUUUUACGAAAACCACUGCGAAGUGCACAGAGCCGCCUGCCUGAAAAAAGAAAAGGUCACCAUUGUUCACAAUGAAGACUGCUUCUUCAAGGGGGACAAAUGCAAAACUACUGAAUACAGCAAAAUUAAAAACAUGCUCUUGGAUCUACAAAAGCAGAAGUAUGUUAUACCACAAAAUGAGAAUCCUUUUGAAGAUGAAAUACCCCUGAAGAAGACACUGGUGGAUCAGAUGUUCAAAUAUUUUGAUGCUGAUAGCAAUGGACUUGUGAAUAUUAAUGAACUGACUCAGGUAAUAAAACAGGAUGAGCUUUGGAAGGAUCUAUCUGACUGUACUCUGUUCGAUCUGCUGAAGUACGAUGAUUUUAAUUCUGACAAGCACCUAGCUCUGGAAGAAUUCUAUAGAGCAUUUCAAGUUAUCCAACUGACUCUACCAGAAGAUCAGAAAGUUAGUGUCACUGCGGCCACAGUUGGACAAAGUGCUGUCCUAAAUUGUGGCAUUCAGGGAGACCUGAGACCUCCAAUCAUAUGGAAACGGAACAGUAUUGUUCUAAAUAACUUGGAUUUGGAAGACAUCAAUGAUUUUGGGGAUGAUGGAUCCUUGUACAUUACCAAGGUCACCACAACUCACAUGGGGAAUUACACCUGCUAUGCCGAUGGUUAUGAUACACUCUAUCAGACACACAUCUUUCAAGUGAAUGUCCCACCAGUGAUCCGGGUGUAUCCAGAGAGCCAGGCGAGGGAACCGGGUGUAACGGCCAGUCUCCGCUGUCAUGCUGAAGGCAUCCCCAACCCCCAGCUGGGGUGGCUGAAAAAUGGCAUUGACAUCACUCCAAAGUUAUCCAAGCAGUUAACCCUUCAAGCAAAUGGCAGUGAGGUGCACAUCAGCAACGUGCGCUAUGAAGAUACAGGAGCAUACACUUGUAUAGCGAAAAAUGAAGCGGGCGUUGAUGAAGACAUCUCUUCCCUCUUUGUAGAAGAUUCUGCUAGAAAGACCCUUGCCAACAUAUUGUGGAGAGAAGAAGGUCUGGGUAUUGGGAACAUGUUCUAUGUUUUUUAUGAAGAUGGAAUCAAAGUGAUACAACCAAUAGAAUGUGAGUUUCAGAGGCAUAUUAAACCCAGCGAAAAGCUCCUUGGACUUCAGGAUGAAGUUUGUCCUCAAGCCGAGGGGGAAGCAGUUCAACGAUGUGUAUGGGCAUCAGCUGUUAAUGUCAAAGACAAAUUCAUUUAUGUAUCUCAACCAACUUUGGACCGAGUUCUCAUUGUUGAUGUUCAAUCACAGAAAGUUGUGCAGGCAGUUAGCACAGACCCCGUUCCAGUGAAAUUGCAUUAUGACAAAUCACACGAUCAGGUGUGGGUGCUCAGCUGGGGAGAUAUGGAAAAGACUUCACCAACUCUACAGGUAAUAACACUGGCCAGCAGCAGUGUUUCCCACCACACCAUCCAUACCCAGCCAGUGGGAAAGCAGUUUGAUAGAGUGGAUGACUUUUACAUUCCUGCUACAACUCUCAUCAUCAACCACAUAAGGUUUGGACUUGUACUUCAUAAGGAUGAACCCGUCCUCCAGAAGAUUGACCUUGAAACCAUGUCAUACAUUAAGACAAUUAGCUUGAAGGACUACAACUGCAUUCCUCAGUCCCUGGCUUAUACCCACCUUGGAGGUUAUUACUUCGUCAGUUGCAAGCCUGACAGCACCGGAGCUAUUGCACCACAGCUCAUGGUGGAUGGCGUCACGGACUCAGUCAUCGGCUACAAUGGGGAUGUUAUGGGCACUCCCUACGUUUCUCCCGAUGGGCAUUUCCUCAUCAGCAUCGAUGACAUCAAAGGGCUGAUGAGGAUCCAGUACAUCACCAUCCGAGGAGAAAUACAAGAUACCUUUAAUAUUUAUACCAAUCUGCACCUCUCAGAUGUGGCAUUUCAACCAUCGUUUACCGAAGUCCACCAAUACAAUGUCUAUGGGAGCUCCAGCACACAAACAGAUGUGCUCUUUGUUGAGCUCGCCUCUGGAAAGGUUAAGAUGAUUAAAAGCCUUAAGGAACCUCUAAAAGCAGAAGAGUGGGUUUGGAGCACGAAGAACCGGUUAAUCAAAGACAGCGGCCUCUUCGGACAGUAUCUGAUGACCCCUUCCAAGGAAUCCCUCUUCAUCCUAGAUGGACGUCUAAAUAAGUUAAACUGUGAGAUCACUGAAGUAGAGAAAGGAAACACAGUCAUUUGGGUUGGAGAAGCCUAAAAACCAGACUAGCUAACUACUGAAUGAAUAGUUUUUUCAGUACAUUGCACUUAACACAUUCUUUACAUUUACACUCUUUUCCUUUGAAAGGUUUGUGCCCUAGAAUAUCUGACAUGUUAUUUGGUUGGUCCAAUGCGUUAAAGAUUCCAAUUUGGGAAAAAUCUUAAAAAUUGUGAUUGACCCAAUAUGGAUUUCUUGCUGCUCCCACUGAGGACACAUCACUUAACAAUAUCCGAAUUGAGAAAUUUCCCUGAUCACAAGCAAAAAUUAAAAAUUAAAACAAGUCUAUAGUUAUAUUGUAAACUGGAGACCUAAAGGAUUUUUUCAAGAAGUUCAAAAUGGCUAAUCCGCAGGGAAUUUCAGAUGAUAAACUCCAUUCCAUGUAGUGGGUGGUGAUUUGAUUUUGUUUUUCUCUUUUAGUUUGUUCAAACCAGAAUAAAAGGUGUUGAACAACCUUAGAAUUCUUAAAUCCAAACAUUCUGUCCUGUCUACUGUUUUAUAAUCUUUUUGUGCCUUGAAGGGAAGUCUCACGAGGAAAGUGAAGAAUAGAAGCUGUAUAAUUCAUUUCCAGUGUGGCUACAGAUGGUUUGUCAAGGAAAAGAGAAGCAUUAAGUGUUUCAUGGGCUAAAUACUGCCUUCAGUCAUUUGUUCGGCCCUCAGUGAAAUGUCAUUUGAAGGCCUAAACUGGUUUUAGGAUGUGAGCAAGUAACCCAAGGUAGAACUUGAAAAAGAGUUUCUAGCCUGCAGUAAGCUACAGAAAACUCUGCGUACGGGGUAGAAAAAAAAGUGAAAUAUUUGCGAUCUCUUCCGUACUUAUAUAGUUCUCAGUCACUAGACUUUGGUUCAUUUUUAUUGCAGGUUUUAGUUGGAAUCCCAACAACUAGUCAUAGAAUUCCCCUUAUCCGCAGCAGAAAUCAAUGUUAGUUUGGUGAGGGGUUUUCCUGGUAGCCCAGGACUGCAUCAACAGGGAGUUUCUAUUCUUCUAAAGAGCAACAUGACAUAUAUUUGCUUAGAGCAAACCAUCUGAGAUGAUACUGACCUUAACAAGAGGACUGGUUUUACAUCAGUCUUAGAAGAAUUAGAAAUAUGAUGCAGAGAAUGCUACAGUUGUGAUACUAGUUCGUUGUCUCUGCUAUGUCACCCUAUUUCAUCAAAGCCCUUUUGGUCCUCUCUUCUUAUUGAGUGGACCAAUUUCUUAUCCAACCCUCAACUAAACUCCCAACAUAUUGCUUUCCUUUAAGAAAGGUUCCUGCCCUCACUUAGGACAUUGCAUACAAAUUUAAGUAGAAAUGGAAACGCUCCCCAAAUGGAAGUAAUCAUAUAGCCAGUGGAGUGGAAAGAAUAGAGGCCUGGUCUAUUGAAGUAAGCAGAUAACUAUCCAGAAUUUCAGUGAGUGUAUGCAAUGUUUGGGGAGUAACGUACUCAAUUUUAUUUUGUGAAAGAGUGCUUAUGGGCUAUUGAACUGACCUCCAUUUACUAAAGGCAGUCAGAAAAAAGGUCUUUUUUUAAAUAAAAAAAAAAAAUACUCCAGUUUAGAUUGUGUAAAACUGCUUAGAAAUUUGAAAUUUUAUAUUGUGUAAUCUCUUGUGUGUAUAUAGCAUCCUGCGCUGUGUGGAUACAGUAGAUCUCUUUAGCUUGAAGGAACUUCCUGGGAGAUAGAUUUAAUACAUACAGAAAUAUGCUUAUGUUUCUAGUUCCUGAAUCUGCUUUCCCUUUUAACACUUUUUCCUCAUUGUGAACAAGAACCAUGUAAACUGUCUGUUUCUUAAUGAUUUACAGUAGGUCUGUCUCACAUUUUUCUUCUGUAACUUACACCAUGUGGAUGUUCUGUACGUAGAAAAUGCUUGACAAAGGAGAAUAAACCCCUUACAUUUUAAA
This is a messenger RNA of Tachyglossus aculeatus (Australian echidna), 4675 nucleotides long. RefSeq names its product follistatin like 5 (gene FSTL5). The transcript has 16 exons. Lineage: Eukaryota; Metazoa; Chordata; Mammalia; Monotremata; Tachyglossidae. The coding region runs from base 257 to 2797 and encodes 846 amino acids. Gene Ontology annotation, biological process: multicellular organism development; cell differentiation; regulation of BMP signaling pathway. The record is from RefSeq and is a predicted model, not a curated record. Gene Ontology annotation, molecular function: calcium ion binding; protein binding.